This is a messenger RNA of Psammomys obesus (fat sand rat), 1561 nucleotides long. RefSeq names its product zinc finger protein 566 (gene Znf566). The record is from RefSeq and is a predicted model, not a curated record. The transcript is spliced from 4 exons. Lineage: Eukaryota; Metazoa; Chordata; Mammalia; Rodentia; Muridae. The coding region runs from base 247 to 1386 and encodes 379 amino acids. Gene Ontology annotation, biological process: negative regulation of transcription by RNA polymerase II. Gene Ontology annotation, molecular function: DNA-binding transcription repressor activity, RNA polymerase II-specific.
GCUCGGGAGGAAGGCCCGAGGCGCGGAACCCGAGACGAGGGCGGGGCGGGCGGCGAGCCCGGGCUUGGUGCGGAGCCCGAGCUGCGGUCGGCGUCGAGCAGCCGUUAGCUGGCUCGCCGGGCGCGUGCGGCGCGGAGGGGCCGGGCCGUGGCGCGCCCCCGGUUCCGCCACCACCGUGGCGGGCACCACCCCUGGUUCCACUCUGUUCCAGAAGAGCAGCGCAGAGCAGCUUCGGCUAUCAAAGCCAUGGCUCAGGUGUCAGUGCUGUUCCGUGAUGUGUACAUAGACUUCUCUCAGGAGGAGUGGGAGUGCCUGACUGAGGAACAGAGGGAUCUGUACAGAGAUGUGAUGUUGGAGAAUUACAGCAACCUGCUUUCAAUGGUCCUGGAAUCAAGAUGUGAGUCCCAGAAAUUAUUUUUGAAGAAGGAACUUUAUGAGAUAGAGUCAGCACAGUGGGAGAUCAUGAAAAAACUCACAAGACAGGACCUUCGGAGCACUCAUUUCAGCUGUGUUCAGGAAUGGACCAACCAGUGUGAGAGGCAGCGUGGGGCUCAGGAGACACAAGUGAGUCAACUGAUCGUCAGCUGUGAAGACACCGCUGCGCUCAGUCGGUAUCCAUCCUUCAGGAAGGAGAAAUACUGUGCGAGUAAAGAAAACAGGAAGCUCUACAAACACAGCUCACGGUUCACUACCCAUCAAAUCAUCCGUGCCAUUGAGAAGCCAUAUGAGUGUAAGGACUGUGGCAGGACCUUUAGACACCCCUCGGGACUCACUCACCAUCACAAGAUUCACACUGGAAAGAAACCCUUCGAAUGUAAGGAAUGUGGAAAGACGUUUAUUUGUGGCUCAGACUUGACACGACAUCACAGAAUUCACACAGGAGAGAAGCCCUAUGAGUGUAAGGACUGUGGGAAAGCCUUCAGUAGUGGUUCAAAUUUUACUCGCCAUCAGAGAAUUCACACAGGCGAGAAGCCUUAUGAAUGUAAAGAGUGUGGGAAGGCUUUUAGCAGUGGUUCAAAUUUUACUCAGCAUCAGAGAAUCCACACUGGAGAGAAACCAUAUGAGUGUAAGGAGUGUGGCAAUGCCUUUAGUCAGAGCUCACAACUUAUUAAACAUCAGAGAAUCCACACUGGAGAGAAACCCUAUGAGUGUAAGGAGUGUGAGAAGGCCUUCCGGUCUGGUUCUGACCUCACCAGACAUCAAAGAAUUCACACCGGAGAGAAACCCUAUGAGUGUAAGGUUUGUGGGAAAGCCUACUCGCAGAGCUCACAGCUCAUCAGUCAUCACAGAAUCCACGCGGGUAAGAGAGCCUACGUGUAUGAGGACUGCAGGGAGAGCGCCAACUAUGACUCACGGCUGCUUCAGCAUCAGAACUUAUACUGGUGAGAAACGAACACAUGCAGGGUGGAUGGGAAGACGCAAAACUGUCGGAGACUCUGUCUUUACAGACUUGUCCGAAGAAGGUAGAAACAGUUUACUUGUUGACCACAGUUUGUUCAUCUGAAGAAAAUUCAUAUUGGAGAAAAAUCCUGUGAAUAUAGCAUAUUCUGGAAGCCUUUCA